AUGGCAUCAACCGAUGAGCAAACCCCUUCGAAGGCUUCCACCCCUCCAACCGACAUGGCAAACAAUGCCUCCGACACGAUCCAGCUCACAAUAACCCACCACGGGAACCCUCACACCUUCACAUUCCCCUCCGACGCCACCAUCACCGACCUCUCCAACACGAUCACGUCGACACUCUCAAUCCCACCCCCAAACCAAAAACUCCUUAUCGCGCCCAAAACGGGCCUCCUCCGCCCUCCCUUCAAAGACGCCACCCUCCCGCUCUCCUCCCUCGUCUCCAAAAAGAUAACCCUGAUGGGUUCGACCGCCACCGAAGUCUCGACGCUCCAAUCCGCCGUCACCAAAGCCAGCACCCCGCGCACCUACGGCGGCAUCAAGCCGGCCUCGCCCUCGCCCUCGCGCGACCCACGCCGCGCGCAAGAAGACGCCCUCUACACCUUCACCACCCUGCGCCCGCUCCCCUACCUCCCUUACCCAGAGCGCUCGCUCCGCUUCCUCGAGCGCCUGCGCGACGACCCGGGCAUCCGCGCCAGCAUGCGGCGGCACCGCUUCAGCGUCCCGCUGCUCACGGAGAUGAACCCGGCCGAGCACACGACGCACGAGAGCCGGACGCUGGGGCUCAACCGCAACCGCGGCGAGGUGAUCGAGCUGCGCCUGCGCACGGAUGCGUACGAUGGGUAUAGGGAUUAUAAGACUAUCAGGAGGACGCUGUGCCACGAGCUAGCGCAUAACGUGUGGGGGGAGCACGAUCGGAAUUUCUGGCUGCUGUGCAGGGAGAUUGAGAGGGAGGUCGAGAGGGAUGAUUGGACGAGGGGCGGGAGGAGUGUGGGCGGGGAGGAGUUUUAUGAGCCGAGCGAGGGGGAGGUGCAUGAUCAUGGGGGGUGGACGGGUGGGGAGUUUGUGCUUGGGAGUGGUGGGGCGGAGACGGUUGCGAGUAGUGCGGGUGGGCAGGUUAGUGCCGGGGGGAUGAGUAGGAGAGAGGUGUUGGCGAGGGCGGCGGAGGAGAGGGCGAAAGCUGCAAGGCGAGUUGGUGGGCAAGAGGGGGAGGGGGAUGGGGCGGCUGGUAGUAAGCAGAGUUGA
Molecule: messenger RNA, 1080 nt
Organism: Coniosporium apollinis CBS 100218
Lineage: Eukaryota; Fungi; Ascomycota; Dothideomycetes
Exons: 1
Coding region: 1-1080 (359 amino acids)
Molecular function (GO): proteasome binding
Source: RefSeq, a predicted model, not a curated record